Nothobranchius furzeri (turquoise killifish) is the source of this 11728-nucleotide messenger RNA. NCBI's taxonomy places the organism in Eukaryota, Metazoa, Chordata, Actinopteri, Cyprinodontiformes, Nothobranchiidae. The record is from RefSeq and is a predicted model, not a curated record.
UGUUAUAGGCACUCUUGAGAUAACUCAGUCACAUUAUGCAGUCCCCUUUUGUACAUAUAUAAUCCUUUAACUUGCUCUCUAGUAGUCAAAGUGUCAAUCUAUUGAUACAAAACAUUCAUUAAUCGAAAGAGGAAAAGAAAAAAGAAAAAACAACAACAUCAACAAAAAGGCUCACUCGAUUUGUUAUCUUCUUUUGCAUCCUACAAAUCAAUAAACUACUAACUUAUAGGAUUCCAACCUUACAUUCCAACCAUACUUCCGCACCCUCCGGUAGGUUCAUGAGCCGUAGGUCAUUCAUACGUGACCUGGUUUCUAGAUCCACAAAUUUGUUCUCCAUGGUUUAGUUUUUAGCUUGUACUAAUUUUAGCUUGCAGGCUAACCAGCUCAUCCUCCGCAGUGGAGAUGCGUUCCUCAGCUUGCGACAUACGUUCUCCGCAGUCGUUAAUAUCUUUCCUCACCUCUUGUAAUGUUGUUGCCAUAUUAUCCAGCCUUGAUGCGAAGCCCGUUUCCAUUGAGUGUAUCUUUGCCAGUAUCUGGUCAGCUUUGGUACUCACGGGUUCAUUUUCGUUGUCAGUCUGCGUAGCCAUGGCCUGGUUAGCUUUAGUUGCUUCACCUCGAAGACUACAGUCAAACAGGCUCGCUUGUUUAGUUGUUCCUCCUUUUCCCUUCUGUGACUUAAUCGCAUUAGGCGUUGUUCCGCAAAAACGUCCUGAUUUUUAAGUUAUUAGUGAGCAGGAGAACGUUAGAAUCAACUUAGCAGCAGAGCAAAAAAAAAAAAAAAAACACGUCCUCCUACAUGGCCGCAAUAACCGGAUCCCUCAGAUUUUGUUUUUUACUAUGAACUUUUACUAUAAAUGAUCAUUUUUUAUCUGUCCUGAAAAUAAAGUCAUACAAAUAAAAAUACAGCAUUUAUCAUUUUAUAUUCAGAUUGACAGUAAAUGAUUAAACACCCCUUAUUUUUAAAUAAUGAAACACAUUAUGGAAAAUCUGUUUAAUUAACAUGGAUAAAACUAAAUGCAGCAUUAAUUAAUGUGUGUGUGGUCCAUUUUGUAUGAAGAAAAAAGCAGCUUAGUUUCCUCCACUUCAUCACAAAAGAACAAAAGCAAUGGUUCAAACAUUUUAUGGCCAAAAUACUUUUAAAUAAUUGAGUUUUUCAGCUGACAACCAAAAACAAAGAAUAUGACUAAAAUAUUGUAUAUUUCAUAAAAUAAUAAUCAGUGUUAUUUUGUAAAUGUCCCAGUCUCUAACUGACCCAGACCUGGAGGAUCUUCUACAACACAACCAGGAAUCAGAUGUAUUAAAUAAGCACAAACAUCCAUACGAUAAAUGUUCUGUUGAUGGUACAAAGCAUCAGGCAUAAGGACCACAACACCACAACAUCAACAGGUCACCAGGGGACAUGUUUAAUUGUAAUCAGAACUAUAACAACAAAGAAAAAAAGAUUCAAUUCAAUUCAAUUCAAAAAAUACUUUAUUAAGCCCCGAGGGAAAUUGAUUGCUGUAGUAGCUCAGAAUAAUAAUAAUAAUCAAGUCAUCAAAGCGUUAUUGUAUAUUACAAUGGCUGUUGGCAGGAAGGAUCUCCAGUAGCAGUCAGUGUUGCAGCGAAACUGAAGAAGCCUCUGACUGAAGACACUCUUCCGUUGUCGGACAGUCUUGUGAAGAGAAUGCUCAGGGUUGUCCAUAAUUUUCUUGAUUCUCUGGAGAAUCCUCCUUUGCAUUAUCUCCUCCAGUGGCCAAUCAGCUGCUCCCGAUGUUAAACCAGCUUGUUGCCAUGGUUACGCAUCAUAACAAAUGUUCAAAAACUGAAAAAAGCUAAAAAAAAAAAUAGCAGUAAAAAUCCUCCAAGCUUCACAGCACCAGAAACAGAAAAGUAAAGUGUCCAAAAAAUACAGUUUUUCUUGAGAAACUAGAAGAAAAAAUGUCCAAGAAAAGGCAUAACUUAAAUAUAGUCAACAGAGCUACUCCAACAUGCAGCCGCCCAGAGCAGUGCAGUUCCGGGAGAACAAAAAAAAUAAUGAUAAUAAUGGUCAGGGAAAAGGAAUCUGCAAGCAUCAGCUUCCUUUGAUGAUGUCAUAAAGGGCACAGUCCUAUAUAAAGGGCAAACAAAGCAGGCACACAGACAGCUUCAUUUGCAGAUUGGUUUUAGACCUGAACAGACCUACAAUGGCUACUGGUGGACCACACGAGGGAAACAUGGAGGUAUUUUCAGACACAUAUGAAGCUGAAUUAGACCAAAUAUAUGAGAUUUUACAAAGAGAAUUACAAGAUCUGGAAGUCAAAAAACUAGUUUUUGGUAACCAGGAACGCGACUUUGAACAAAGGGUGGAUGCGUUUGAGAAAAACAUAGCUUGCAUCAGGGAAAGUCUCCAAGAGGAAAGACAGAAAUUAGAAACAAAAACGCAGGAUCUGGAGAAAAGAGAAUGCCACUUUGAGGAUCAACAAAAGAAACUAACGAAUCAUGUUGAUGAACUAAAGACUAGCUCUCAGAAAGGAAGAGAUAAUUUUGUUUCAACUCAGUUACUCGACGAACACAGAGUAAAGAUUGAGUUGGAAAACAGGGAACUGCAGAAACAAAGACAAGAAAUUCAAGAUGAGUGGAAUAAGAUUAAAGAAACUCAAAUUGCAAAUUGUGAGAUGGCCAAAAACUUGAAUAAGACACAAGAGAAAGUCAGAGAUUUGUGGAAAGCUUUACAGGUAAGCGAAGAGAGAUCAACAGAAGAAAUUAACAACUUGAAAAGAGAUCUGGAAAGACAGAAAUUAGAGUUUAUCGAAUCUAAGGAACAAACAGAAAGGGAGUUAACUGCAGAAAAGCAGGCUCUCCGCGAUGAGAAGGAGCGUUUAAACGCUGGGAAAAUUACUCUACAGAACCAGAUCGUUGAGUUUCAGACUGAAUCAGAGCAGAUCCGACAGAUUCUGCUCAAAGACAAACUAGAUGUUCAACUUCUGAGAGAAAAUCUGCAGGAGGACAAAUUGGAGGUAAUGAAAACAGCAGAAAGGUUUGUGAAAGAUUUCAACGAAAGUUUACAGGAUUUGAAGGAGAAGCAGGAAUUUCUGAGUCUUGAGAAGAGAAGUCUGGAGGAAGAAAAACAACGUUUCCUGAUGACCAAGUCAGAAUCAGAGAAGGAACAAGGGAGGAUUUACAAAAUCCUCGAGGAAGAAUUAGACAAUUUGCAUUUGGGAAAACAAAGUCUGGAAACACAAGUGAUGGACUUUAGGGAAGAAAUUGCUGCAGCAGGUAAGAUCUUAAAAGAGAAGGAAACUGCUCUAGAAGAAGGGCUGGAGGUUCUGAGACUUCAGAGAGAAACUCUGGAGGAAGAAAAUACAAAUUUCCAGCUAACAAAGUUCAGAUCGGAAGAGGAGAAUAAAGGAAUACAUGCUUACCUCCAACAAGAGCUGAAAAAAUUACGAGUUGGGCAACAGAGUCUAGACAAACAGAUGAUGGAGUCUGAACAGAGAAACAUAAACUCAGAGCAGAUCAUUCAAGACAUUCAACGGGUUCUUCAGGAAGAGAGAGACUGUUUAGUAAUGCUCCGACAAAACCUGGAGGAAGAGAAACAACGUUUCCUGAUAACUAAGUCAGAAUCAGAGAAGGAACAAGGGAUGAUUUACAAAUUCCUCCAGGAAGAAUUAGACAAUUUGCGUUUGGGAAAACAAAGUCUGGAAACACAAGUGACGGACUUUAGGGAAGAAAUUGCUGCAGCAGGUAAGAUCUUAAAAGAGAAAGAAACUGCUCUAGAAGAAGGGCUGGAGGGUCUGAGACUUCAGAGAGAAACUCUGGAGGAAGAAAAGACAAAUUUCCAGUUAACAAAGUUCAGAUCGGAAGAGGGGAAUAAGGAAAUACAGGCAAAAGAGCUGGAAAUAUUCCAAAUUAGGCAACAAACUCUCAUCAAACAGAUGACAGACUCUGAAGAGAGAAACAUAAACUCAGAGCAGGUCAUUCAAGACAUUCAACGGGUUCUUCAGGAAGAGAGAGACUGUUUAGUAACGCUCCCACAAAACCUGGAGGAAGAGAAACUAGAGUUUAUGGAAAAAAGGGAAGCAGAAACUCACCUUUUAAAGGAGAAACAACAAGCUCUGGAAGAAGGGGUUGAACUUUUGACUCAAGAGGUAAUUAAUUCUUUGCAAGCGAGAAUGGAUGAAAUUGACAGACAUGUUGGACAAUGUUUCCAGCUUCUUCAAGAGGAAGAGGGGGAUUUAGAUCAGAUUGUGCAGGAGCUGGAAGCAGCAUUUUUAAAUGUCGAAGACGAGCAGCCACCUGUGGAGGACGAGUCAGACAGUCCCACAGCUGCGUCUGAAGAUCUGGGGGAACUGAAUUUAGAAAAAACUGUGACUACCCAGGUACCCAGUGACGGGAACCCAACUCUUCACGGUCCUCAUGAUGAUGAUGAUGAUGUCAGGGAACUGAGUUUAGAAAAAACAAAGACAAAUUCAGAAGAGGAGCAUAAAGAAAAGUAUGAAUGCUUCCUAGAUGAGUUCCAGUAUUUAGAAGCUGGGAAUCAGAGUUUAGAAGAACAGAAGAUGGACUCUCAAGAGAACGAAAAAGAUUCAGCCCAGAUUCAUCAGGAGGUGCAAACUCUGGCUGACCAUGUCUUGGGAACUGGAUACCUGUUAGGUACCCAGCAAUGGGUUAGAGGGCACUUGUUACUUGGUACCCGAUACAGGGGCCCCUGCUACGCAGUAUGUCCUCAUAAUGAUGAAACACAAACGAUUGAACUAAGGGAAGAAAUGCAGAAAGCAUCUUUAAACGUCGAAGACGAGCAGCCACCUGUGGAGGACGAGUCUGACAGUCCCACAGCUGUGUCUGAAGAUCUGGGGGAACUGAAUUUAGAAAAAACAGUGACUACCCAGGUACCCAGUGACGGGAACCCAACUGUUCCCAGUCUUCAUGAUGAUAACGACGAGCUUCCAGAGAACCCCGGGCCUGCCCAUGGGAGCGCUGAAGAAGAAUGGGAGGCUGAAGAAGACUGGGAGGCUACAUCUAGCCUAGAAUUAAGCUGGGACUAUUCCGACUUCUACUAGAGACGACUUCUUCCAGAACACCAAUGAAGAUCAGAAAAGCAUAUAAAAGUGAAGUAGGGAGCUUGGCAUGGGUUUAGAUUUUUUAAAACUAGGAAACAGAAUUUGAAUCAGGAAAACGUAAAAAUUUCAGAGAGAAGAAACUGAAUGGGUGAGAGAGUAGAUGCUGCAGACCUGCAGGAAAAGGAUUGCAGGCAGAGGAAAUAAUACGAGCAGCCAAUCUAAAUUUAGUAAGUAGUAACACACAGUAACACGAGGGAUUAAACAAAGGCUCAAAUUUUAGAAGAGCAGAAAAUUAACCUGUAGUUCUUCAAGAGCUUCUGCAGGAGGAAAUAGGAAUGGGUUAAAGAUUUUAGCUCUAACAAUUACGCUUAUCAGAGCUUCUAGUUUCCAUAGACUAAGAGUCAAUACCUUAGAUGGGUUGGCUCUUGAUUUAAAAUGCCACUACAUUAGAGAGUUUUUACACUAUGUGUCUAGGAUGUAGCUUCUUCCACCAACAGGUACUAAAAUACAAACGAAGAAAAAAAAAACGCAGCACAGGUGACAUCUCAACCGAUCAAAUCAUUUCUGUGUCUCCGUGUGCUGCGUGGGGGUUUUCUCUGGGUGCUCCAGUUCACCCCCAACACAAAAUCCUAAAAUCCUGACACUUUAAGCCUAAUUUAUACUUCUCCAUCAUCGCCACGAGGGAGAGGCACGCUCGCACGGACGGAGACAAUUUGCCCUCAGACUUCUCCGUCUCCUGGGGAGUGUUGUAAAGCAAUUCCCCGCUAGGACAUUUAACCCUCUCAGGCUCAAAAUAAGUGGGGCCGACUGGAGCUGUCCGAGCAGGGCCGACCAGGUACGGAUGGGAAUGGCCCAUAAGAGUCAGUACCUUAGAUGGGUUGGCUCUUGAUUUAAAAUGCCACUACAUUAGAGAAUUUUUACACUAUGUGUCUAGGAUGUAGCUUCUUCCACCACCAGGUACUAAAAUACAAACGAAAAAAUUACCACAAAAAAAAAAAAAAACGCAGCACAGGUGACAUCUCAACCGAUCAAAUCAUUUCUGUGUCUCCGUGUGCUGCGUGGGGGUUUUCUCUGGGUGCUCCAGUUCACCCCCAACCCCAAAUUCUAAAAUCCUGACACGUUAAGCCUAAUUUAUACUUCUCCGUCAUCGCCACGAGGGAGAGGCACGCUCGCACGGAUGGAGACAAUUUGCCCUCAGACUUCUCCGUCUCCUGGGGAGUGUUGCAAAGCAAUUCCCCGCUAGGACAUUUAACCCUCUCAGGCUCAAAAUAAGUUUUGAUAAAAGGACGAACAACUAAAUCCUUCAGGGGUACUUCUGAGUUAAAAGUGCUCACGAAACACGUAUGUGGAGUAACCAGGUAGGUAGGCUUAUACGUUGCAAAUCUGCAACGCCUGCCUCCAGAGGGUUUAAACACGAUGAAAAUAUACUUUCUAUCAAACAUCUCACAUCAAUCCAGUUAAUUUAAUAUGUUUUAAAGAUCAUUGUCACGGUUCUUUCAUGGAUCUGUAUUUCUCUACAUGGACUCAUCAUGUUUUGCUCCACUGAGCUUGUUGCAGGUGGGUGUGUCGGAGAGUCUCAGCUGUGGCUGAUUUUCCCAUCAGCAAUUCAAUUCAGUUCAAUUCAAGUUUAUUUAUAAAGCGCCAAAUCACGACAAGAGUCGUCUCAAGGCACUUCACACAGUAAACAUUCCAAUACAGGUCAGGGGUCUCAUUUGUCAAACAUUGCGUAGAAUCCUUACUAAAACCGUACUUAAGCUCAGCAAAAAAAAAGUACUUACCCCAAGUAGGUUUGUGAUCUAUCAAACAUGGAGUACGCACAGCUGCACGCAAUCUCCGCUUCAUAAAUCAGAGACUAACGAGAGUGUUUCUCAGCUGCAUUUUAGUCACAUCCUGCCCUCACCACGCCCACUUACUGCCAUAAAUAGUCAAUGCAAAGUGCCUUGUGGAUCUCAUGCAUACACAUAAGCCGGCUGUUGCAGCGUUCCGCCAAUGACGAUGGCGACCGUAGAUCAAGGCAGAUCAAGGAAGCGCAAUUUCACAGAAGCAGAAAUUGAGGUACCUGUUGGUGAGGUGGAGAAAUGAAAGGAAGUGCUUUUGCAAAACAAAUAAGAGAAAAUCCACAGAGUGGCACAGUGUUGCUGAAGCCGUCAAUGUUGUUAAUUCUUCAGAGAGAUCUGUGGCGGAUAUAAAAAAAAUGGUCCAAUCGGGAUUCGAUCCCCAGACUACCAGGUGAAAGUCACACACGCUAACCAGUCAGCCAAACAGAAAUCUCCCCUGUUCAACUAGCCAGGGCGCAUGAUCAAUCGGGUCACAGUGACAGGACACGCACUGUCAGACGCAUGACAUUCUGUCUCAAUCUGCCCCCCUGCUGAUAUUCUGCAUUCCGUAUUCUGCGCUUCAGGCUGUGUGUGUGUGUGCGUGUGUGUGAGUGUGAGUGUGCACGUGCGUGUGUGUGUGUGUGUGUGGGGGGGGGGGGGGGGGGGGGGGGGCUUGUCUGUGUGAAAACGAAGCUGUAAAAGAGAUAAUGCUGCUGGAUUUCAUAAUUGUAUCUUCUCAGCAGCAGCACUGCAGGUGCUGCCCAUGUCCAACUUGUGCAUAAGCCAGGUCCUUAGUCAGCUUAAAGUUGCGCACAUUUUUCCGCUACGUUUUCUUUCAUAAAUCCUAAAGUUUGCGUGGAAAGUUGCUUACGCAGUUUUCCAACCCUGUUUUGUGCGUAAUCAAGCUUGAUAAAUGAGGCCCCAGUUCAUUAAGCCAAUCAGUAAAAAGUUUCCUAUACAUACCAAGUAAUGUUUCUAUAGUUACAUUGUGAUUUCUUAGUAAAUGUGCGUAAUCACCACUCUGGCACAGGUAGAGGGUCUUAAAUGCAUUUUAAUGAGUAUUUAGAGAUUGUUAUGUUUUUCUGGCACCAGGUGAUGGUUGUUUCAUGCAGUGGCGGAUUUAGCAAUUUGGGGGCCCAAGGCGAACACAGACAUGGGGCCCCUUACACAAAAUUUUCGACAAUCUUACCUUUAACUGGAUUUGCGAAACUCUCCCCUCUUCUGACAUGAAUCAUUUUCCCUUUUUAUUAGUCCUCCUCUUUUUUCCUGUAUUUCCCUCCCUUUGAGCGCUUUCAAUAUUUGCUCUGCUUUCUUUUUCCUGUCAGUGCUCCUGUGCUUUUGCCUUUGUUUUUUUUUUCUAUUUUCCAUUUUGGUCUGUGUUUUCCUCCCUUUAAACAUUUUCCAUUGUCUUUCCUUUCUGCUUCCUUUUGCUGUUUACAUCGAAAAACGACGUCACUUUCAGAAGUGAAAAUAAAAGCUUUUAUGAAGCAUGCUGCUUCUUUCUCUUAUUGGAGCCACUAGGAUAACUCAGUUUCAUGCUUAAUGUUUUGGCUAUCGCUUUGAGUUUGUUACGAAUGCUCCCGCCUCUCUUCUUAUUAUUAUUUGUGGUCUUAUGGCACUUGGCAAACAACAAUUUGGUGCAUUACCGCCACCAACUGGAUUGGAGUGGAAUGACUACCAAUCACCUCCUGUUUGUGCAUCAGUGUCUUAAUAACCCUCUUAUGACCAUAAUUAUAACAGGGCCGCAUGGUAUUUUUUAAAUUUUAUGGCUUUAAAAUUGUAAUAAAAAGUGCAAAGUGUGUGUAACUUCUUUUUUCAGAACAACCUCAGCUUUAAAUGUAUGGUUUGUAUUUAGAAUUUAUUUGUAUUAAAGCCUUUAAAAAAUUGCUUAAAGGUGAAAAAAGCAAAAAAAUGAUUAGAAUUUUUUACAUUUAUUACUGAACAGGAACUUCAAAAUUACUGGGCAAACAAUUUGGAACAAACACUUUAAACUUUGAACUGUAAUGCAUCUAUUCUUAAAAAAGUUUGAACCUUGGUAUCUUUUUUUAGCAGUUUUUAAGACCAUUUAUUUUUGUAAACUUCCAGACGUUUUUAUUUGAUGUGGUAGACCUUGAAGCAGUUUCUCUCCAGCUGCAGGCAAAGUCCUGCACACCUCACACUUCCACGGGGUGCUUCUCUUGCACACCGUACACUGCUAUACCAAAAACUUUUGUUUUAGCAAAAAUAAUUAUUUAUUGUAAAAAUAUAAAUAAUGCUAGAAUGAAGCUGAAUCUUACAAUUAGCAAAUAGUUGAGGGUUGUUCAAAUAAAAAAAUAAAGACUGAGCAAACAUUCAUACCCUGCACUGGAGAUCUGUCCUUCUUCGUGGUCACUGUCUUCAGAUAUAAGCCUUCUGGGACAUCUAAUAGAUCGUGUUGUUUUUCUUUGAGGCAUUUCCAUAAUUUAAUGCCGGCUUUUUAUGCUAAUUAGCUUCCCUGUUCCAUUAUCCACUUUCACCGCUGAGCUGUGCUCCUUUUCAAUCAGGCUGUACAGCAGGAUUUCCCCUUGUCGCGAUAUUUUCCAUAACUCUGAUUGCUUCAUGCUAUAGAUCAUUGGAAAGCUGCUUUUAUGUACUUUUAGGAACCGUUGGAAUUUCUUGAAUCUGAUCAACCAUUGAAUAGUUAUAAAACGGAGCAUUUUGGAUGACAAACUCAGCACGUCUCUGAAUCUUUGUUGUGAUUCGUUGCGCUCAAGACAGGGAAUGCCGUUGGCUACUGUAAUGCAUUGUAUAUGCACGAAAAGCCCCAUUUUUAAUCUUUUCUGCACUUUUCGAAAUUUAAAGGGGCAUUAUGGAAGUUUGACAGCCAAAACAUGUAUAGAAAUAAUAAAUUUCUUCUUAAUACAUUCUCCUGCAAUGCCCUGGUACUGUAGAAUGAGCCCUGGCAUUUUUAUUGUGAUUGCCUGUUUUUCUGUAAAAUCGCAGAAAAAGAGAGAUGCUCGGGUCGCGCAGGCUGCUUCAUGCGCGUUCACGCUCAGGCAUAGCCCUCCGAACCGUUCUUUGAACGUUGUUUCAGCCGUCAUCAAGGUUAUAAAUGUUACAGAUGAAGAAGAUGCCACUGGCGAUUUAGCUCGCCUAGUAAAUUGUUGGGCUUUUGUGCAGAUGACCUGGGUUUGAUUCUUGAUGUGAACAUAGUUGUUUCAGAAUUUUGCUUUUACAAUAAUUAUAUAUUUUUUUACAGUAAGAUGCCCAAAUUUUUAUUUGAGACUCGCCGAACGGCAUUGAAUUCACAGAUAAAAAAAGAUGUGGCUUCAACUUCAUUUUGGAACAAUUUUUUCAAGUAAGGAGAACUGACCCAUCAUAAACCUUUGCUGAAGAGAAAAGUACAGAACCAAACUAUUUAAUUAAUUUGCUGCGUGUUCUCCUGUCCUCUGUCCUCCGGGCCACACACACACACACACACACACACACACACACACACACACACACACACACACACACACACACACACACACACACACACACACACACACACACACACACACACACACACACACACACACACACUGUGAGAGACACACAAGGGAACAGGAGUCUGAGCACUUCCUGCAAAUCAAAACAUGACAGCAGUUAUUGAUUUGGAGUUGGUUUGAAGCGUUGACAGGUGAAAUGAACUUUGUCUGAGCAACACAACAAAAUUUGAGUUAAUAAGGUUACACAUUAUGUGAAGGCUUUGGAAACAGCUUGUCUUAGGGGUUUGGACUGGGGUGGUGCCUUGGUUGGUAUGGAUGUCUACCAUUGGUUUGUUCUCUACUUUCUAUUUCAGGAUUAGGAUCUGACUUCUUUAGGUAAUGUUUGCUUGUCAGUUAGAGGGAAUGUACUGUUAUGGGGCUGAGUUUUGAGACUAAUCUGGUAUUUUAAAAGCAACAUUUCUGCAUUUAUUGGAUACAAGGAUUAGUUUUGUGUGUGUGAAAGGAUAGAAAUGCUUUCAGUCAGACCCUAUUUGUCUUUUAUUGCUGCUGUUCCCGUGUUGUUACUCUAGGUGAUGUUUAUCUUAACUGAUUUCUGCAAGACUGCAUUCUUUGGGUUUGACUCCGACUUGUUUAUGCCUGUUCUAUUUCAGGUUAUCCGUUGUCAAAUUACCCUGAAACAAAAUAUCAUGAACAUAGACAUCCAUGACCUUAUUUGCUGGUUCUCAGGUGUUGAGCUGGUGUUUCUGAGGUUUCUGUAUACAUGAGAUCAGUACCUUUGCUAAACUGGCUGAUUAUAAGCACACAUGUUAGUGAUUUUAAGGUUAGAAAACAAAUUUGUGCGAAGUUUUUGGAAUAAAUUUUGUUUCAUAACCAAGAAGAAACCAGUGUAUGCCUGCCUCUAUCCAUCCUUUGCACCAACUGUAAUUGACCUGUUCUUAUGAAAUAAAUAACAUUGCAGGCCACCCCCUUGGCAUCAUUUUGCAAACUGUAAGAGGUAAGAGCAGGGGGUGAAGCAGUGAUUUACCCUUGGAGUGUGUUCCUUAAUGCCCCAUCUCUUUAUAUUAGCUGUGAAAUCCUGCAGGCUCCCUUCAGGGCCUGCACAAACUUCUCGGCAUCAGUUUUAACUGCUUGUUGGACCAAUUUGUGGCUGGCAUUAGGCUUUGAUUACAGGUCUUCUACUGCACACACCUUGUAAGAUGGUUCUUAAUUAAGUUUAUGGUUUUCUUGGCAGACCCAAAGGCCGACUGCUUGCUUCUGCUGCUGAAUGUUGAUUUAUCUCAAAUGCUGAAGGACAGUCUGCUUCCCUUGCCACGGUGCAGGGUGGAAAAUUAGAGCUGGCUCACAGCGAGAACACGACUUUACCAAUAAAACACCUGAUGUUUCAAACACUUGUGGAAUUUCUUUACACAUUUUCUCCUUGGAGUGACUUAAGGAUUUUGAUUGA